Daucus carota subsp. sativus is the source of this 1898-nucleotide messenger RNA. Its product is annotated as polyadenylate-binding protein-interacting protein 9. Gene Ontology annotation, molecular function: RNA binding. The transcript is spliced from 10 exons. The coding region runs from base 489 to 1457 and encodes 322 amino acids. The record is from RefSeq and is a predicted model, not a curated record. Lineage: Eukaryota; Viridiplantae; Streptophyta; Magnoliopsida; Apiales; Apiaceae.
AUUUACAAUCCCAACAAACUUCACAAAGAAACAGUAAGGAUGACAUAUCCAUAAUUAAUUGUUGGAGAAAGUAACAAGAGCUUCGCCUUAAAUAAUCAAAGACGUUAGCUACGUAUCUCUGUGUGUAUAUAAUCAUAGAGUAACACUAGUAUAAUAUACAUGCCCUUUUGUGUAUAUCACACUGUUGUGUUCUUGUUGUGAUCAUCUUCUUGGAACCCCUCAUUUUGAUUUUACAUACUAUAGGCUUUUUUAUUUAUAUAUGUGUUUGUAUAAAGAUGGUGAAAUUCGAAUAAAGCUGUCUUUUUUAAUCUGUUUUUCAAGAAAUUGUUGUAAAGAUAGCUGCUUUUAUUUACUGUUUUGAUAAAGUUUGAGACUUUUUUGGGUUUGAUUAUAUAAAGUUUCAAUCUUCUUGGGUUUUGUGUUUGAGGGGUUUCGAUUUUGUAAAGUUUAAGUCUUUCUGGGGUUUGUGUUUUGUGGGGUUUGAUUUCAUGGCUGCUGGUGCAGAAAUGAAUGGUGAGGCAGCUGUGGCAGCUCCAGUAGCUGAUCACACUUCUUCACCUGAAACCAAUGAUUCUGGUAUUGGUUCCGGUGGAAAUGCUGUAUCUGAGACUCAUGUUGUUAAGGAUUCUGAUUCGAAAUCGGGGUUUCGUAUGCAACACAUAGUGAAUAUGUUGUCCAAUUUGAAGCUUAAUCCCAUGGCUAAAGAGUUUAUCCCUUCUUAUUGCUUGAAUUAUCGGAGUCCUGAUCAGUUUUCAGGGAAUUUCUUUGUGCCAGCUGAUAAGAAUUCAGCGAAUGAUGGUUUCCCUAAUAACAGAAAGAGAAGAAAUGGCUUUAGCCAAGGCAAGAGGCGUCUCAAUGGGAGAGCAUUCAGAGCUCAAAGAGAAGAUAGCAUUCGACGAACAGUAUAUGUAUCUGACAUUGAUCAUAAUGUGACUGAAGAGCAGCUUGCUGCUUUAUUUUGUGGCUAUGGACAAGUUGUAGAUUGCCGGGUGUGUGGUGAUCCACAUUCACAUCUUCGUUUUGCUUUUGUAGAGUUUGCUGAUGAGUUCUCUGCUAGAGCAGCACUUAGCCUUGGCGGGACACAGCUGGGGUUUUCUCCGGUUAAGGUCUUGCCUUCAAAAACUGCUAUCCUUCCUGUGAAUCCGACAUUUCUUCCCAAAUCAGAGGAUGAACGUGAGAUGUGUGCAAGGACAGUCUACUGUACAAAUAUUGAUAAGAAGAUUUCUCAAGCUGAUGUGAAGGCCUUUUUUGAAACAAGAUGUGGCGAGGUUUCUCGCCUGAGGCUUUUGGGUGAUCACGUGCAUUCAACUCGUAUCGCUUUUGUUGAGUUUGUUUUGGCCGAGAGUGCCAUCAUUGCGCUGAAUUGUUGUGGACAGAUUAUGGGAUCCCAACCCGUCAGGGUCAGUCCAUCCAAGACACCUGUCAGGCCACGAGUUACUCGCCCUGGUAUGCAUUAAAUGACUAUUGCAGUCGGAGAUCUAUAUUCUAUGAAAUGAAUGAGGUUAGAUGAAUAUCAUAGUCCGAGAACCCCUGAAGGAAUGAGGUGUAUGCACGGUCAAGAAAGAGAAAGGAUAAACUUUUGUUUUGAUCAAGUGGUUUUGAAACUUUCUUUGUUUCAGUUAUUUCCAUCUUUUCCAUAGCAAGCAGUACUUCCUCCACAACCAAAACAUCUUGUGUCAGACCGGCCUUUUCAAUUGAAGUGUUGAAGGGGGCCAUAGCGAUGUUUAGUUUUCUUCUAUUACUUAUUUAUCUAUUUUGAUUCCAAAUUCCAAACUAAACUAGGUCCUUUGAUAGCAGAAAUUGCAAUCCAUUGCUAAUGCUGUUACCUGUUAGUUUCCACAACACUCUUCUAUGAUUAGCAAGUCCAGAUCAUGCUUAUGCAGGUGCUUUAAAUCUUA